Molecule: messenger RNA, 1728 nt
Organism: Linepithema humile (Argentine ant)
Lineage: Eukaryota; Metazoa; Arthropoda; Insecta; Hymenoptera; Formicidae
Product: glutaminyl-peptide cyclotransferase-like
Molecular function (GO): glutaminyl-peptide cyclotransferase activity; zinc ion binding
Source: RefSeq, a predicted model, not a curated record
UGUAAUUUUUCCCUAGGAAUGGAAACGUGAAAAGUGAAAACUUUUAUGUGAAUUCGACAAUUCUAUUCGUCGAAUUCACAUAAAUUUUUACUUUUCACAUUUCCGCUCCUAAGAAAAAAUUACAUAAUCAAAUCCCUGGAAGUUUUAAUCAAUGGUAUCCAGUAAGAAGUGUUAUUUUCUAGGGGCAAAUAAUUUUAUACAAGAAAGUUCUGAACACGUGUUGAAUAGAACAAGAAUUGUAUAUACGUAGUUCUUCUAGCAAUGCAUUCGAAGGACUGCGCUCAGUUGACGCGCGAUUGUCUUUGAGAGUGGUUAUGUUCGGAAUCGCACUAUGCAUUUUUUUAGCUGUCACCGCGUCGCCGUGCGCGGCAGAGGAGAAUGGUUCAAGAAAGAUACCUUUCACAAGAGAGAAAUAUUAUCAUACACCCGGCUCGUUGACAAACGAACAAAUCGCUACGCUUUCCGGCCUUACGAACAUUACUCACAUGAACGAAGUCUUAGACAACAUAUGCGUGGUGAGGAUCGUUGGAACUCCUGAGCACGCAAGAGUGAGAGAGUAUAUCAAGACUUCAAUAAAAGAUCUGGGUUGGACGAUAGAAUCAGAUGUAUUCCAUGCUAAUACGCCUAUAUUUGGUUCAUUAGAGUUUGAAAACAUAAUAGCAAAAUUGAAUCCUAAUGCAAAGAGAUAUUUAGCCUUAGCUUGCCAUUUUGAUUCAAAGUAUACGAGAGAGAGGAAUUUUGUUGGAGCCACAGACAGUGCUGUACCAUGCACUCAACUGAUUAAUCUAGCUACUGUUAUGAAUAGAUACUUACCUAAACAAGGAGAUGUCAGUUUAAUGCUCAUUUUCUUUGAUGGAGAAGAAGCAUUUGAAGAAUGGGGUCCAAAUGAUUCUAUUUAUGGUGCCAAGCAUUUAGCCAAUAAAUGGCAUAAUAAUAAGACUGCUCAUGGCAUUGGAAAUUAUAUUUCUGAAUUGGAUAGAAUAGAUAUGUUGGUCCUUCUUGAUUUACUAGGUGCACCCGAUCCAAAUUUCUACAAUUAUUUUAGGAAUACAGAGAAAUGGUACUCUUUAUUAGUUAGCAUUGAAAAGAAAUUAGCUCAGAUGAGAAAAUUGGAAUCGUAUUCACUUGGUAAGCCAGAACAAAGGUAUUUCCAACCGUAUUCAUUCGAAUCUCAUAUCGAAGACGAUCACAUUCCGUUUUUAAGAAAAGAUGUGCCAAUCUUACAUAUAAUACCAAGUCCUUUUCCACCCUUUUGGCAUGAACCAGGCGACAAUCGACACAAUAUCGAUUUAACAACUACAGAAAAUAUUAACAAGAUUCUCAGGAUAUUUGUAUCUUUUUAUUUACAAUUAUCGACUAUUUAACAAAAAAAAUUAUCAUAAAGCGGAUCAAUUGAAAUAAAUGUUGAAAAAUGACCGAAUGAACAGAAAUCUCUAAUGAUAUGUAUAUAUACUAUGCAUAUAUGUCUAUAACAUUAUAAAACAUAAUAUAUAUAUAUCUAUUGAAGUUAUAAAAUAUGUUUUUAAUUUUAAAUAGCUGAAAUGUUUGAAAAAUAUUUUUCGUAAAACUAUCCACAUACCUUUUGUCAAUUUUACAUUGCGUCAGUUUUGCUAUAUAAAUUUUUCUUAUUGAAAAAUAUAUAUUUGUAUAACUGUAUUAUAUGUACACGUUAAUUUAUUAUAAAAAUGCGGCUGUAUAGUACUAUAAAUAAGGCAAAUUGUAUAUUUG